Molecule: messenger RNA, 2099 nt
Organism: Armigeres subalbatus
Lineage: Eukaryota; Metazoa; Arthropoda; Insecta; Diptera; Culicidae
Gene: Srp54k
Product: signal recognition particle subunit SRP54
Exons: 5
Coding region: 378-1892 (504 amino acids)
Biological process (GO): SRP-dependent cotranslational protein targeting to membrane; SRP-dependent cotranslational protein targeting to membrane, translocation
Cellular component (GO): cytosol; signal recognition particle, endoplasmic reticulum targeting
Molecular function (GO): endoplasmic reticulum signal sequence receptor activity; GTPase activity; ATP hydrolysis activity
Source: RefSeq, a predicted model, not a curated record
UGCCAAAUCACUCGUUUUUUGACAACCUCGGAUGUUGUGGUCGUGUUGUACUUUUUCGUUUGGCUGUCCGUCGCUGUAAGCAAAAUCGCAAUUUCAACACAAUUUUCCUGUAAAAAUCAUAUUUUCCCGUCGUGAAAGUGUAAAUCAGAGUAUUACGAUUGAGGCAGAUCGAUUUCGUGCGGAAAAGACUGCUGGUAGUGCGUAGAAAGCUGUUUGCUGUUUCGGACAGGGGAAAGGGAGAUGUCAAUUUGUGAACCAGCGCAAGGCAGCACCCCCAGUAGGAUUAUUUGAGGAGCUUACAACAAAGGAUCGAUCGAGCCAGGAGUAAAAUUUGUAGGAUUUCAUUCUGCUGGGAAGAGUAGAAAAACUACGUCAAAAUGGUUUUAGCGGAUCUCGGUCGGAAAAUUACGAAUGCGCUGCAUUCGCUCAGCAAGGCCACCAUCAUCAAUGAAGAGGUGUUGGAUUCCAUGCUGAAGGAGAUCUGCACGGCCCUGCUGGAGGCGGAUGUCAACAUACGUUUGGUGAAGAAGCUGCGCGAGAAUGUCAAAUCGGUGAUCGAUUUUGACGAGAUGGCCGGAGGUUUGAACAAGCGGCGAAUGAUCCAGUCGGCCGUGUUCAAGGAAUUGGUUAAGCUGGUCGAUCCGGGUGUGAAGCCUUUCCAGCCUGUUAAGGGACGGCCUAAUGUGAUCAUGUUCGUCGGACUGCAGGGUUCCGGAAAGACCACCACAUGUACCAAGUUGGCCUAUCACUACCAGAAGAAGAACUGGAAGUCAUGCCUGGUUUGUGCGGAUACGUUCCGUGCUGGGGCCUAUGAUCAGAUCAAGCAGAACGCCACCAAGGCCCGAAUUCCGUUCUACGGAAGCUACACAGAGGUGGAUCCGGUGGUCAUCGCUCAGGACGGUGUGGACAUGUUCAAGAAAGAGGGAUUCGAGUUCAUCAUCGUUGAUACCAGUGGUCGUCACAAGCAGGAGGAAUCUUUGUUCGAGGAAAUGUUGGCGGUUGCGACAGCUGUCAAGCCGGAUAACAUCAUUUUUGUGAUGGAUGCGACUAUCGGACAGGCUUGUGAGGCACAAGCCAAGGCUUUUAAGGAAAAGGUUGACAUCGGUUCGGUUAUCAUCACCAAGCUGGAUGGUCACGCCAAGGGAGGUGGUGCAUUGUCUGCGGUGGCCGCAACCAAUUCGCCGAUUAUUUUCAUCGGUACUGGUGAGCACAUUGACGAUUUGGAAUCAUUCAAGACGAAGCCAUUCAUCAGCAAGCUGCUCGGAAUGGGUGACAUCGAGGGACUCAUAGACAAGGUCAACGAACUGAAUCUGGACGACAACGAGGAACUGAUUGACAAAAUUAAACACGGGCAAUUCACCAUCCGGGACAUGUACGAACAGUUUCAGAACAUCAUGAAGAUGGGACCGUUUUCGCAGAUUAUGGGUAUGAUCCCCGGCUUCUCGCAAGACUUUAUGACCAAGGGCGGUGAGCAGGAAUCGAUGGCCCGCAUCAAGCGGCUGAUGACGAUGAUGGACUCGAUGUCGGACGGCGAGCUGGACAACAAGGACGGUGCCAAGCUGUUUAGCAAACAGCCGACGCGGGUAAUUCGUGUGGCGCAGGGAUCCGGCGUGACGGAACGGGAGGUGCGUGAUUUGAUCUCGCAGUACACGAAGUUUGCGGCCGUUAUCAAGAAGAUGGGCGGCAUCAAGGGACUUUUCAAGAGCGGCGAUAUGACGAAGAAUGUGAACCCUACGCAGAUGGCGAAGCUGAACCAACAGAUGGCGAAGAUGAUCGAUCCACGGAUGUUCCAGCAGAUGGGAGGCAUGAGCGGGUUGCAGAAUAUGAUGAGGCAGCUGCAGCAGGGGGCCGGCGGGCUGGGGAAUCUGAUGGGCGGAUUCGGUAAGUCAUGAAGCGGCGAUGUUGGGCGUAAGACAGUUAUUUGCGUCAGCUGCUUGGUUAGCAUUCAGUUCAUUAUAACGGAUUAUAGUUUAUGUUUGUUGUAAGAAGACGAAUUCUUGAUGUUUUGUAUUUUAUUUGAGAGCGGUAAAACGAGGAAAGGUCGUGUGUUCUCGUUGUAUUUUAGGUAAAUAGAAGUAUCCUAAUCUAUCCACCACCAA